CGUUGCUGGAAAGCUCCCCAUAUGGGGAAGGGGGUGAGUUCGCUAUACGGGCUUACACCGCAAGAGGCGCUUAAAUCGCACCUUGACAAUUCUUACGCUGUCCCAAAAACUGGGCCAGCUUUUGAGCCAAGUGCUGCUCGAGUGUUGUUCCUUCCUACUACUCCGUGGUCUCAGAUUCAUUGUCCCCAAGUGUACACACAAAAAUACAUACACUGUUGUCAUUCGUCAAGUAGCACGUGUCAAGCAAACAUUUACGGCUUUCCGUGCAGUCUACUCUAUUUAAUGUCAUUUGCGUUGGAUACAAGACGUCUAGUUGAUUUCUUUGCGUUGAUUUGAGUAUUUUUUGACUCGACUAUAAUGGAAAAUCGCUUGGCGGAAUUAGCUGUGGAACUAUUCGAGAUCAACGCCGUGAAGUUCGGCAGCUUCGUAACAAAAGCCGGCCGGCCGACACCCGUCUGCUUUGAUCUAAAAGUAAUUAUUUCACAUCCGCGGUUGAUGAAGUCUGUGUCCACCUUACUGUGGACCCUGGCAGAAAAUGGCAAAAGUGCAUCACAAAUUUGUGGUAUGCCUUACACAGCGUUGCCAAUUGCUGCUUUGAUAUCUGCACAAUCAAACAUACCUUUGCUGAUAAGGAGGAAAGAGACUAAAUCCUAUAGGACAAAAAAAAUAAUUGAGGGCCAAUUCAAAGAGGGCGAAAAUUGCAUCAUAAUUGAAGACAUUGUGACGACUGGGAGUAGCGUUUUAGAGGCUGUAAAAGACCUAACUGAUGUAGGGUUGAAGGUUGAGGAAGCUGUCGUUAUUCUGGAUCGACAGCAGGGUGGUGAUCACAAUCUAAGUGCAGAGGGCAUCCGAAUGAGGAGCUUAUAUUCUCUGACUAGUUUAAUGCAAUACCUAUUGAAUGCAGGCAAAGUGACGUCAGCCAUUGUCCAAGACGUCAAAAGUUAUGUGGAACAAAGUAAAGAUCAAUUAAACAGCGAAGGAAACUCGGUGAGUCGAUUGAGAAUCGACUUCGCAUCACGAGCAAAACUUGCCAAGAACCCAGCGGCAGCAAAACUGUUCAAUAUAAUGUCGGCAAAGAAAAGUACUCUCUGUCUAGCAGUGGAUUUGACAAAAGCUGAUGAAGUUUUAGAUUUGGCCGAACUAGCAGGACCGCACAUAGCUGUUUUAAAAACUCAUAUUGAUCUACUUGAAGAUUUUACAUCUGAGUUUAUCGAUAAGUUGAAACAGCUGUCCAAAGAGCACAACUUCUUGAUAAUGGAGGACAGAAAGUUUGCUGAUAUUGGUCACACGGUAUCCUUGCAGUACAGAAAUGGGGUUUAUAAAAUAGCAGAAUGGGCAGAUUUUGUUACUGCCCAUACUGUUCCUGGUUCGAGUAUUGUUUCUGGUUUACAAGAUGGACUGAAGGGGAUUAAGGAAAGUCGGGGGAUAUUUUUAGUUGCAGAAAUGUCUAGUGAAGGAGCCUUAACCAUUGGAGAAUAUGUGAAACAUUCUGUUCUUAUGUCUGAAACGUCAAACCUAGUAGCUGGUUUAGUGUGUCAGUACAAUGUGUUCGAUGAUCCAGGUUUGAUACAACUCACGCCAGGAAUUAGAUUGGAAAAGUCCCGUGAUGAUUUGGGACAGCAAUACAAGACUCCUCAAAUGGUGAUCAAUGCUGGGGCAGAUUUAGCCGUUGUCGGUAGAGGUGUUACAGCCGCGCAGGACAAAUUAUCAGCCAUCAUUCAGUAUAAAGAAAAACUAUGGCAAGCCUACAGUGAAAGGAUUAGUAAUUGAAAUGACACGUCAUUCUAUUGGUUGUGAUUAGAAGUGCGAAAUACAAGUUGAAAAACUCAUACCUGACUUGGAUAAAGAGGUGAUUUGUAUUCAACAGGAUUGGAAAAGCUAAUAGUGUAAUUAUAUGCGUCAAUCAAUGAAAUAUGUGAUCAUGUACAAUAUACGUAGCAACAAUUAACUGGAAAAUGUAUUUCUCGUAAAGUGUUGGAUCAAAUGGAUAUUCAAACGGUACACCAAGUAGAAGUUAUUUUUUACAGAGUGAAUCAAUGGAAGAAAUCACUCGUGGAAAGUAUUGGUCAUGAACACUGUCAUAUACACAGGUCUGGGCACUCCAACCCCUUUCCUAUAUAACGCGGCGUGACUGUCUUGAAGCCUGUGUUUCUCAAUUUGUGCACCAAAGAUCGGAGCGCUGCAAUCCCCGAGGCCGGUGUGCAACGAAGAGAGGAAUAUAGGGCAGCCGUCUCUCUCUGUGCGCUUGCGUGCUAAGGCCGUGUUCGAAAAUUGACUGACAGUACUGUCGGCAAUCUUUUAUCUCUUUUGCGCUUCCAAGUUCGUAGAUAGCUCUGACUCUGUCCUAGGGAAUUUUCAGUACUGUCAGUCAAUUUACGAACACGGCCUAAGUCGGCCUCUCCCUUAUUAGCGCUAGCGGCAAAAAUUCACAACAUCGGCUUCAUUUUCGUGCACGGUUUUACAGCCGGAGUGCCCAGACCUGUCUAUAAGACCGUGGUCAUGAAGUUACUCUGCUAAUAUGUCGCAAAACAUUAGGAUGAAAAACUUGAGUUAUUCACAUUAAUUAUUCUAACAAUAAUACGUAAUGUUGAAUAAUGUUGAAAAAAUUCACGAUAGGAUUUACAGUGCACCUCCUUCACAUUACAUUACAAUUCUGCAGCAUUAUCUUAAAUUCGACAUAAAAUUUUGCUGGAUGUAUGCAGUAAUUUUGAGCUUUAAUUGAAAAGUAAAUGUCUAAAUUUACACCACAUCGUUUACCACAGUUAGAAGCUAAAGUGAAAUCACCUGUUUAUAAACAACGGAUCUCGGCGUAUCUGAACCCAAGAUACAAUCAGUAUGGUAUAAGAUUUCUUUUUUGCUUUUAAAUUUUUUUUUACCUUUAAAUCUCAUUGUCAUUAUCAUUGUUAUUUUUACUAUCCAUUGUUACAAUUUGUGCGCAUAUGAAAUUGUUGAAUACAAUUUUUUUCAUAUCACUGAUGGUAUUCAUUUACACAAGCUUUACAAGUAAUCAAUCAAACCUGCCAAGAAAGUAGAAUGUUAAGCGACUUGUUACCUUUGUAAGUACUUUCAUAUAAUACUUGAUAUUCAACUUGAAAAACACUUUUUCGAUAUAUUUUUGGGUAAUACAAACGAAAUAGAAUAAGUAAACAGACAAGGACAAGGUUUGUUAGAUGUAUCAUGACGUAUCGUACCUAUCUACGAGCAACAAGGUACAAAUGAACAAGUUCAUUGGGAUAAGCAGAGACACGAUUAAAUGCUACAAAAAUAAGUAAGUAGACAAAGCGUUAUAACUAUAUUUGUUAAAACAGGGUUUAUUCGCUUUUUGCAAUCUGAAAUUCCCUGACUUCCAGGUAAUCCGGCCUGAAUAUAGGAUUUUUCUAGCAACCUUUUAAGAAAUAUGCCCCUGAUUACUGACAAUUUUUUUACAGAUUAAUAUUAAUACCUUAAAUAUUACCUAGUAACUAACUGUUUGAAUAUCAAUUUACAAACUACAGCCUGCAAUUUUCCGUAAGAAAAAAACAGAAGUAGGUAUGGUCUGUAAUAUUAUACAUAGAAUUUAUGAAUUGGUGGUAUGAAAUAAAAUUUCAAGUGCAAUUAUUUUUUUUCUCAAGAUUGAUAGUACUAUAUAUAAGAACGAGUUUGUUUCUUCCACAGAUUCAAAAUUCCACUCAUUUUCGAAAAUCCCAGACUUCCUUGACGUAAGAAAUCCCUAGAGUUUUCCCGUUUUUCCCUGUAUACGAACCCUGUGAAACAUCGACCAAACAAGGAUAAGGAUAUUUAAAUUUCCUCGAAUAAAAUUUCUAUUUUACUCGUAAAUGUACGAAUUGUUACAUGCAAGUGUUUUUUUUUCGUCAAUUAUAUUUUAUAUUCAUGUAUGUAAAUAUCA
This is a messenger RNA of Neodiprion fabricii, 3886 nucleotides long. It is a transcript of the gene r-l, whose product is annotated as uridine 5'-monophosphate synthase. The transcript has 3 exons. Gene Ontology annotation, molecular function: orotate phosphoribosyltransferase activity; orotidine-5'-phosphate decarboxylase activity. The record is from RefSeq and is a predicted model, not a curated record. Gene Ontology annotation, biological process: 'de novo' pyrimidine nucleobase biosynthetic process; 'de novo' UMP biosynthetic process. Lineage: Eukaryota; Metazoa; Arthropoda; Insecta; Hymenoptera; Diprionidae. Bases 358 to 1770 code for a protein of 470 amino acids.